AUGGUAGACACAGAAAGCCCGAUUUGCCCCCUGUCCCCCCUCGAGGCUGAUGAUCUGGAGAGCCCAUUAUCCGAAGAAUUCCUGCAAGAAAUGGGAAACAUCCAAGAGAUUUCUCAAUCCAUUGGGGAGGACAGUUCCGGAAGCUUCAGCUUUACAGAAUACCAGUAUUUAGGAAGUGGCCCGGGAUCAGAUGGAUCUGUUAUUACAGACACCCUCUCACCAGCUUCGAGUCCCUCGUCGGUCACUUAUCCGGUGGCUCCAGGCAGUGCCGAUGAACCUUCCAGCGUAGCCCUGAACAUUGAAUGUAGAAUCUGUGGGGACAAAGCCUCAGGCUACCAUUACGGAGUUCACGCGUGUGAAGGCUGCAAGGGCUUCUUCCGGAGAACGAUCCGACUAAAGCUGGCGUAUGACAAAUGUGACCGUAGCUGCAAGAUCCAGAAAAAGAAUCGAAACAAGUGCCAAUACUGUCGUUUCCACAAGUGCCUUUCGGCUGGGAUGUCCCAUAACGCAAUUCGUUUUGGACGGAUGCCAAGGUCUGAAAAAGCAAAACUGAAAGCGGAAAUUCUCACAUGUGAACACGACCCAGAAGAUGCUGAAACAGCGGAUCUGAAAUCCCUCGCCAAGAGAAUUUACGAGGCCUACCUCAAGAACUUCAACAUGAACAAGGUCAAGGCCCGGGUCAUCCUGGCGGGGAAAGCCAACAACAACCCGCCCUUUGUCAUACAUGACAUGGAGACACUGUGCAUGGCCGAGAAGACUCUGGUGGCCAAGUUGGUGGCCAACGGCAUCCAGAACAAGGAAGCAGAAGUCCGCAUCUUCCACUGCUGCCAGUGCACGUCCGUGGAGACGGUCACGGAGCUCACGGAGUUCGCCAAGUCCAUCCCUGGCUUUGCAAACUUGGACUUGAACGACCAAGUCACUUUGCUGAAAUAUGGAGUUUAUGAGGCCAUAUUUGCGAUGCUGUCUUCUGUGAUGAAUAAAGACGGGAUGCUGGUGGCAUAUGGAAAUGGUUUUAUAACUCGUGAAUUCCUAAAGAGCCUAAGGAAACCGUUUUGUGAUAUCAUGGAACCUAAGUUUGACUUUGCGAUGAAGUUCAACGCGUUGGAGCUGGACGACAGUGAUAUUUCCCUUUUUGUGGCUGCUAUAAUUUGCUGUGGAGAUCGGCCGGGCCUUCUCAACGUGGGACACAUUGAAAAAAUGCAGGAGGGCAUCGUGCACGUGCUCAAACUUCACCUGCAGAGCAACCAUCCAGACAACAUCUUCCUCUUCCCAAAGCUCCUGCAAAAAAUGGCAGACCUCCGGCAGCUGGUCACCGAGCACGCGCAGCUCGUACAGGUCAUCAAGAAGACGGAGUCUGAUGCCGCCCUGCACCCGCUGCUGCAGGAAAUCUACCGGGACAUGUACUGA
Messenger RNA from Puma concolor (puma), 1407 nucleotides. The record is from RefSeq and is a predicted model, not a curated record. Lineage: Eukaryota; Metazoa; Chordata; Mammalia; Carnivora; Felidae.